ACUGUUCUUGAACCAUUUUUGUAUAAGGUCUGAAAAUUGGUUAGCUAUUUACUAAUGGGGAACUAUGUAGUCAUUUGAUAGAGAGACUGAAUAAUGCUAUUAUGUUUUAUUCUAUGAUAAAAUCCUUGAGAAAAGAGUGACAAUUUUAACUCAUACAUGCUUUCUUUAUAAUGCACUCUUCAUUCCGCUCUCUGUUGAGUUUGACAGGGCUCGUCUCUGUCUGAUGUAUUAGGUUUGUACCACCCGAACUUUGGUGCAUAAUUUCAUUUAUUUGGCAUGUCAGUAGUUAAUUUUAUGUGUAAUGAGAAUGAGAAUUUUCUGGUUUCUUUUUGGGCAAUGUCCAAAAAACUAAAGUAACAGAAUUCCCAGUAACAUUCCUGAUUGGUACUUCAGUUUCAAUGAGUAAUGUUAGUGUAAUAUUUUUCCUCACAACUAUGAUGCGCAUUGGAGAUGUAAAUUGCUUAGGUUUGAAUAGACAGUUGCAAGCAAACAAUUAGCACAUGAUGACUUGGAAUAUUUGACGGACAUGUUUGUUAGGUAUAGCAAAAAUUUAAAUGGCAUUUAUCUUUGCCUUUUUCCUUUAACAAUUAUUGGUUUUCUUUGCAGCAUCUCCUGAGAGUAAUUCUUGUUAUAGGCAUACUACAUGAUAAGAAAGCAUUCAGGUACACUCCACACCCUACUGAAGUUGAAGCAGUAUUUGGUGCUCCAUUGGCAAUGUUCAUUAAGGAUGAAAAUCAAAGAGUAGAGGAGAGGAUGGAUGGGCGAAAAGUAUCUGGUUCAUUUCUUUGACAAUGAAACAGAGAAGAAAAAGUAUUUGAUAUGGGGUCUAACAGCUGGGAUCAUAAUUAGAGCUGCAUCAGUGGUCUCCCAGCAGCCACCAGCUUUUGUGGAGCAGAAUCUUAAAUUCAGGUUUCCUGGAGAUGUAUAACACUGAUCCGUUGAAGAAUUGUGGAAAUAUUUGUUGGGUUGUACUCCAAAUAAUCAAAGCUGCUACAAUAAAAUAGUGUGAUCUAUUCAAAAUAAUUAUUCAGAUCAGACUACUAAAACAGAAUGGUUAUGAUGUAGGCACAGCAUGUCAUGUUUUUCAGUUAAUUGUGAACUGAUGGGACUAAUUAGUUUCAAAUAAAAGGUGUAGCCGGCAUCAAGUGUCAUUAACUUCUUGAUGGGAGAAAGUUUUCGAUGAAGCUGUGGCCUUCGACUUCUGGAAAAGCGUGGAUGGCACAUGAUUGGUAGUUUUUGCUGGUGGAGCAGCAUCUCUUUCAAGUUUACCAGUCUCUUGACCUCAUAAAAAAUUGUAACUACUGAAACAAGCAGAAAUGAAGAUUGCAAAUCCCAGUUGGGUUAGUUGGAAGAUUCAUUCUUGACCUCUUUGAAGAGCCUGCUAAUUCAAGUGGGCUAUAUCCAGGUCUCAUUAUUAUUUAUGGAUCCAGGUUCAGCCCUUUCUAUCCAGUUGUGACUUCAAAGAGGCAUCGCUGUAACCGUACUGUGUGCCUCUUCCUAAAAGAAAAGGAGAUUUAUGGUGCAUCCCCGCCUACAUUUCUACUCAAAAUUCGUAAUUUUUAACAAUUAACGGAACCCAGUUCAGCAUAGAUCCGGAGAUAUAGGAACCCUAACAUGGGAGAGAAAUCCCAGAAAUUGUUGUCCUUAGCUCAACAGCUCCGCCUCUAUAAGCCUCUUUACUCUCUAAACGACCCAACCAAAGAGCAACAGCAGCAAGGUGUCCCAGAAGAAGGAAGAAAUUCAGUUUCCCAGAAUUUGAAUUCCACUACAGAAUCUGCAGGAAUCAACAACAGAGCGGCAGUUCUCAUUUGCAUCUUCGAAGGAAAUGAUAGCGAUAUGCGUGUAAUCCUCACAAAGCGCUCCUCGACUCUGUCUUCUCACUCUGGAGAGGUUGCUUUGCCGGGCGGGAAAAGAGAGGAAGGCGAUGCUGAUGACAUAGAGACUGCCUUGAGGGAGGCUAAGGAGGAGAUUGGCUUGGAUCCUUCUCUUGUUGAUGUUGUUGCUGUUCUUGAACCAUUUAUAACUUUGCGUGGCAUAGCAGUAGUUCCGGUGGUGGGUAUACUAUUUGACAAGAAAGCUUUCGUUCCAUCUCCAAACACCAAUGAAGUAGAAUCAAUCUUUGAUGUUCCCUUAGAAAUGUUUCUCAAGGAUGAGAACCGCAGGGCAGAGGGGAAACAACGGAUGGGAUACAAGUAUUUACUCCAUUUCUUUGACUAUCAAUCAGGGAGCCAAAAGUUUGUGAUUUGGGCUUUAACGGCUGGAAUCAUGAUUAGAGUUGCAUCAAUUGUCUAUCAACGAGCACCCACAUUUUCAGAGCAGAGGCCCCCAUUUUGGACUGGAGUUUUUAAAAAAGAUACUUCAUGAAUAGAAGAAUAUACUUCAUGUGCCAAAAGGGUGAAAAUUUGUGAUUUCACUCUGCAAGAAGAUGCAGAAGUUGAAAGGGUCUUUUGCCAACUUCAGAAGUAUAGUACCUCUCAGACGAAGAGAUGAGUAAACUUUCAAAUUUCUGACAGCAGAAUAUGUGUGCAUAGAAUUCAUUUUCUUCAAUUUAGUACAAGAUCCUUGACAAAAACAGGAACAACCUGUCUACAUUUGUAGAAUAUUCAAGGGGUAGGAAAUUAGGGUAGAAUGAUGUGUAAUAUAACCUCUUUAAGGGGUAAAAGAGAUAAUUUAUAUUUUAUUUUUAUUUAUGUAAUUUUACGGGUAUCACUCAAGCAUAUUGAUGUA
This is a messenger RNA of Hevea brasiliensis (rubber tree), 2727 nucleotides long. Its product is annotated as nudix hydrolase 11. The record is from RefSeq and is a predicted model, not a curated record. Gene Ontology annotation, molecular function: acetyl-CoA hydrolase activity; coenzyme A diphosphatase activity. The transcript is spliced from 7 exons. Bases 1615 to 2364 code for a protein of 249 amino acids. Lineage: Eukaryota; Viridiplantae; Streptophyta; Magnoliopsida; Malpighiales; Euphorbiaceae. Gene Ontology annotation, biological process: coenzyme A catabolic process.